AUGUCGGAAUCUAAAUAUUCAUUUCCGAAUCCGACUCCGCCUUACGAUUCCAAAUCCAUGUCCUUUAAGUCACAUACAGAUCAGAAUAUGUCUCCUUCACAUUCUGCAAUACCCUCUUAUUUAACGGCACAAAGACGAGGUUCCAUUACAGAUCCUUCACUCCAUAUGUCAGUUCCAAAUCCAGAAUUGGCAAGACAAUAUUCUCAGCCUGAUGUUAAUUUUCCUUCAAAUUCUGGGUCUGGAUCUUCUGAGCGUCGUAGUUCAUUUAUAUCAGAUCAGUUUCCACCAUCACCAUUUUCAUCCUUAUCACGCUCGUCUUCUGUGAAAGGCGAGCAAUCAAUUCAAUCUUUUUCACCUCUGGAAACACGCAAACUUAGGGAUGCAUUACCAUCAAUUAGCGCUAGCGCAAGUCCCGUUAGGGAUGGCUUUCCAGGGCCAUUAAUGAAUCCCGCUUUUCAAGCACAAUUACAACCACGACGCCAUUCUAUUGCUGUUGGAGAAGUUGUUGCACCCCUCAAAAGAAAAAAUAAUAUUGUCACACCAGCACCAACUCAACCAAUUAUGCCAGAAGGUUAUCCAGUGAAACGACGAGAAUCUGUUGGAGAUCCAAGCAUACAGCGAUUGUCAUUAUACGAUCGAAGAAAUUCUUAUUCUGCACCCUCUAGUCCUCCAGCACCGCCAUCAUCAUCUCUCAGUAAUUCUCUACCCAAACUUAAUGUGCAGGAUGUGGAGAGUAGUUUACAAACUCAUAAUGAAUCAUGUGCACUUCCUACUUCAUAUAAUGAUAAUGUACCAGAUCACCCAGGAGCAAAUAAUAUGUCAACAUCGCAUAUUGGUGAACAAAAUGAUAUUUCAAUUGCUUAUCCACAUUUUAGCAAUCCUCGUUUAUCUCAAAUUGUUCAAGAGGAAGUUAGUGCCCCAAUAUUGGCUCGCCGUGCUUCCAUGCCUGUUAUGACAUUUCCAUCUCGAUUUACAGAAUCUGUUCAACAAGAUGGUGUGCCCAUGGACGAGACUCCUUACUCCCGUUCUCCUGAAUUAAGGAUAUCUCAUAAGCUAGCGGAACGAAAAAGAAGAAAGGAAAUGAAAGAACUUUUUGAUGAACUUAGGGAUUCAUUACCUGUAGAUAAAAGUUUAAAGACGAGUAAAUGGGAAAUUUUAAGCAAAGCUGUUGAUUUUAUCAACACUUUGAAACAUAAUCAAGAUGAAAUGGCCAAAGAGGUAGAGACAUUGAGACAGCAACUCGCUGCGUUUAAAGGGUGUGGCAGCAGUGAAACCAGCACACCAGCAUCAUCGUAA
Molecule: messenger RNA, 1296 nt
Organism: Dentiscutata erythropus
Lineage: Eukaryota; Fungi; Glomeromycota; Glomeromycetes; Diversisporales; Gigasporaceae
Source: the annotation of a GenBank genome assembly